This is a messenger RNA of Hippocampus zosterae (dwarf seahorse), 2425 nucleotides long. RefSeq names its product ubiquitin protein ligase E3D (gene ube3d). Gene Ontology annotation, molecular function: cyclin binding; ubiquitin conjugating enzyme binding; ubiquitin protein ligase activity. The record is from RefSeq and is a predicted model, not a curated record. Lineage: Eukaryota; Metazoa; Chordata; Actinopteri; Syngnathiformes; Syngnathidae. Gene Ontology annotation, cellular component: nucleus; cytosol; ubiquitin ligase complex. The coding region runs from base 149 to 1375 and encodes 408 amino acids. Gene Ontology annotation, biological process: protein monoubiquitination; protein polyubiquitination; protein autoubiquitination. The transcript has 10 exons.
CAUUCAUGUGCCAUUUCAAAAGACACUAGUGGUGUUUGCAGUCACGCUGCAGAUUAGCCUUACUGCUACUACAGUGAAUAGUUCAUUUGUUGUUUUAAAAAUAUUUUAGUUAGUUGAUGCUAAUAUUUGUGUGUAGUUUGUAGUAUCUAUGGCCGAUUUGGACACGUCAGUCAAGGCACGUGGAGUUGGGGUGUUUCUCGAAUUAAGGAAAAGGCUACAAAGUGGACUUCUAAUUAUCGGGAAAGAUGUCGCUGGAAACCCCAUUGAUGUGUUUGUGACCGGUAGAGAUUCCUCUCUUCACCUCCGGACCCCCACAGCCGAGGUGACCUUCAUUUUGCCACCAGGAGUCUCCUACAUGGAUGAAUCCUGCAUUCUGACACCAGGGGGAGAAUCCUGUGAUCGAGAGCGCCAUUUCAGGCUACGAAUAAGUGUUUCACAUAACAAGACUGAAGAGUCCUUGAACAUACUAAGAACACUGCGGGCUCAGGAGACUUAUAGCUUCUACUGUCAGAGCUGUACAACCAGGCUGCUCGAGGAUAGAUUGUUCAAGCGAGUACUUCCUCUCCCAAAUGGCAACUGGAACGCCAUUGUGGACGAUUGGUGCUGCCAUGCAGAUCCUUUCGCAAACAAGAAGAUGCUGCCCGGAGCUGAGGAUUGUUUUCUGGGUGACACCUUCUUUCUCCUCACAAGAGAUGGCAGCUGUGAACAGACCCUUCUCCAGGACGUGAGCCCUGCUGACUCACAGGAGAGUCAAGAUCCGAAAAAAAAUUGCCGCAGACUGACACUUGUGUCCUGUGGGAGCUGUUCCGCAAUUCUCGGAGAAGCGCCAACACCGGAGACCCUCAGGCUGUACAUCACACAGGUGACGGUGGAGUCCAAUGUAGGGGACAGAAAGCCGGAGUCUUCAUUCAGCAGAUCUUGCUUCCUGGAGAGGACUGUUGCAGCAAGGCUUGCAGAACUUUCCAACUCGAUGAGUUCCUUCCACUUUUCUGUCCAAACACAGAGUGGAAAAACGUUCUUGCUGCUCUGGCUGCUGAACAGUGAUUCCAUCAUAGCAUCAGUCCCAGAGUGGUCUGCUAGCACCCACACUCAUCACAGUCCAUCACUGAGGGCUGGAAGAGCACUCAAAGUCCUCUACAUAGCCUGCUCUCAUAUGGGGGUCCAGCAGCAAGACGUAGCCACCAGCUGGGAGGUCAAUGCCACAGGACACUCUGUGGUGCUCCCGCUGAAGGUGUGCGAGGAGUUGCUGCAAGUGAUUGAAGACAGCAAUGCUACACUUCCUGCAUCAAUGCGUCAGAUGAGAGCCUAUAAGGGUGCGGAGAGGGGCUGGAACCGAUCCGAGCUCACUUCGGGCAGAAGGCAGACUACCCCCUGAACCGAUCGCCAGUUAGUCGCAGGGCACAAAUGAACAUUCACACCGACAACCAUACCGUCACUGAGUGGGAACCGAUCCCACGCUGACGGCAUACGCCAGGCGAGUGCAUCACUACACCAUCACUGACUUUGAGAUUGUUGUGAUUUUUUUCCCCCCAUGUUUUUUCAGAGAUGAGAAUCACAGUAGAGAAAAUAGUUGGGAAAAACGUACUUGUCAACUUCUGGGUGGGGUUACGGACAACGACCACCUUGAGCCAAAAGCUACUUGUCGAGGGGUUGGGGUGCUUUGAUCCUCAUGCAAAACAGGCACAUUCACUGAGGUAAACAGGCACGAAUGGCAAUAUGCGUGAGGUCGAUUUAGCACCAGCUAAUGCUAACAUUAGCCCACGUCCAUCGGUAGCACCAAGAAGAGUUCAACUUCACCUCUCACCUCUCAUUGAUGUACACUGGAAAAGGCACCCAAAAAAAACUCAGACACCAAGUGGAGGAGGAUGUCGUCGUCAAUUCUGUCAUUUUGCUUCUGCAUCAUGACAUUGAUUGAAAACACAUCAGUGAGUCCACUUUUGAAUGGCUUAAGAAAAGAAAAUGAAGGUUAUCUCGUGGCCAGGUCCAAGUGCAGACUUGAAACUGAAAUGCUUCAAAAUUAAAUCUGAAACAUUAAAGUCGGGGAAAUUAUGCUGAAAUACAAAUGUUUGUGAAUGAGAAACUGUUUUCAUGGCACUGUAUAACCAAAUCAACAGGCUGCAAGGCUGAUGGCAACAAUCUAGGGAAAAACUCAUGGAACAGUGCAAGCAAGACAAGCCACAAACACACUUGACCUCAGCAUGAGAAGAAAAAAAGGGGCCAGGCUUUCAGUCAUGUGACUAUACAGACUCACGAGUCAUCAGCGAAUCACAAGAAUUUGUUAUUAAAUUCUUGACCUGAGCCACGCGCGGGAGUGAUCAGUCUGUAUUUGAAACAGCGCCCCUGGUGGUCAGAAAAAUGAACUGGAAUUUCCUCAUUGUCAGACUUAUAAAGACUGAAGGUUGCAAUUGGUUUAAUGCAUAGAAAA